Messenger RNA from Mytilus trossulus (common blue mussel), 921 nucleotides. RefSeq lists its product as uncharacterized. Gene Ontology annotation, cellular component: cytoplasm. The record is from RefSeq and is a predicted model, not a curated record. The transcript is spliced from 4 exons. The coding region runs from base 70 to 624 and encodes 184 amino acids. Gene Ontology annotation, molecular function: GTPase activity; GTP binding. NCBI's taxonomy places the organism in Eukaryota, Metazoa, Mollusca, Bivalvia, Mytilida, Mytilidae. Gene Ontology annotation, biological process: intracellular protein transport; vesicle-mediated transport.
CUCCCUUGCGUCUCCAACAUAAACAAAUUUUAUUCUGACAUUUACAAUUUAGUGAUUAUUAUAAUGUAGAUGGGACUGGCAUGCACAAGACCUGAUAUUAACAAUGUCAUAGACUUUCCACAAAAAAUAUUGUUGCUCGGGAAAAGCGGCGCAGGUAAAACAAGCUUGCUGUAUGGUUGGAAGCUAGGGUGUGAUUCUGUCAUAAAACCAAUACCUACAGAGGAUUUUAAUGUUGAGAAGAUUGAACAUAAAGGACAAAUCUACAUAGUAUGGGAUUUGAGUGGUGCUCCCUAUUACCAUCCAAGAUGGAGACAGUUUUACCAUGGAACUAAUGUGUUAGUUAUAGUCGUGGACAGUAGUGAUAAAGAUGUUAUGAAAUCACUGAGGGAAGAUGUCACCUCCAUUCUACAGGAGAGAGAUUUAGAUGACAUUCCAUGUGUACUUAUACUCAAUAAAUCUGACAUAACUGAUGAGAAACCAGAAGCAAUGGAGAAGACUAUAGACUUUCCAAGUUCACCUAAUCUUCAUGUUAUCUCCUGCUGUGCCAAAGAUGACAAAAGUUGUAAAGCUGCUUUAGAAAAAAUAUCUGAUGUGUGUAGGAAUUCAAAACGUUUAGAACAAUAGAUGAAGUUUAUCGCUAUAAUCAAAGCACAUUGUUUAUUAUAUUGAAAGAACCUUAAAAUACUCAAUGUAUAAGAUCUGUAAUUUGUCUUUUUAAUUAGUUUAUAUUUCAAAUCUAUUCAAAAAAUUAAAAAUAAGUUAAGGGCUCAUCCAGAAUAAAACACAUAUGUAAGGCCUUGGGAGGCUUUUUUUACUCCCACUUAUCAAUUUUGGAACAGCUCCCAAAUAAUAGUCAUCAAUGAGUUGUGUAUAAAUAUUAAAGCAUUUAGUGUAAUCUUUAAACUUAAAAAUAUUAUAAAA